AUGGCAGACCGCUCGGCCCCGACUACGAUAGCUGUCAUCAUCAGCACAGCGCUCAUUGCCGGCGUCAGCGGGUAUCUGCUAGGAAUCGGGUCGUCUCUGGGUAUCAUCCCGAAUCCUUUUGGCGCGAAGACGCCGGUCAAGCGGGGAGUUGAGAAUUAUGACGACGAGGAGGAGAGUGAGGAGGAGGAUAUCGACGCUUCUAUACUAGACCAUGCGCCGAACUGGUCGAAUGGGUUCGAGGCGGAUCAGAGGGACGGGCUGAGAGCGACGGCAGCGGGCGUGAGCGCGAGCGCAAAGAAGCAGGCCGCCAAGGCUAAGAAGGACUCGGAUUGGGAAGAUGUGACUGUCAAGGGUGAGGAUCCCGAGAAGGAGGCUGCGAGGCCCGAGUGGGAGGAUAGCAGCGAGGAGUGCAAGCUGGUGUUGGUUGUGCGGACGGAUUUGGGGAUGACCAAGGGGAAAAUUGCAGCUCAAUGCGGACAUGCGACUCUGGCGUGCUACAAGCACUUCCUGAAGCACGAUCCCAAGUCCAAGACGUUACGCAGGUGGGAGAAACAAGGGCAGGCGAAGAUUGCGUUACAGGCGAAGGACGAGGACGAGCUGGACAUGCUCCAAGCGACUGCGAUUAGCUUGGGUCUCGUGGCGGAGGUCAUUGCGGAUGCUGGACGGACACAGAUCGCGAGUGGGAGCCAUACGGUCCUUGGGAUUGGACCUGCGCCGAAGAGUGUCGUUGACCAGAUCACGGGGCACUUGAAGCUGCUUUGA
Molecule: messenger RNA, 762 nt
Organism: Drepanopeziza brunnea f. sp. 'multigermtubi' MB_m1
Lineage: Eukaryota; Fungi; Ascomycota; Leotiomycetes; Helotiales; Drepanopezizaceae
Cellular component (GO): cytosol; mitochondrion
Molecular function (GO): peptidyl-tRNA hydrolase activity
Source: RefSeq, a predicted model, not a curated record